AUGGCCGAGUCCCAGAAUCCUGAGCUGCAGGCCCAGCUGGCGGAGCUCGACCACGAGCUAGAGCAUGGUGCCCGCGAGCAGGAGGGCGACAUUACCCAGAAGGGCUACGACAAGCGCCGCACCCUCUUGCUGUCGCAGUAUCUCGGCGACGGCAAUGCCCAACGCACAUUCUCGAUCCAGUCGGGCGCCCCCAGCCUCGACCAGGGCCGCACCUUCUCCAUCUACAACGACAACCGGACCAGUUCCUUUGCCGACAGUCACAAUCGAGCCGGCUCCUUUGCCGCCUACCAGCCUCCCGCCAUCAGCCUGCCGCCCCAGGACGGCGCGCUGCGGGCCCAGUCGCCCUACAGCCCCAACGGCGGAUACUUGCCCGGCGCAGAUGCCGGCCAGAUGCCGGCGCCCACCCCGGUGGGCCGGUUCCAGGAACGGGAGCUGGGCGUGCGCAACUCCAUGGUGCAACGCCAGUCCUCCUACGCCAAUGACGCCUUCAUUCCUCGCCCGCAGACGCCCGAAAUGUACGGCAAUCCCUCGCGGUCGAGCACCCUGAUGAACUCCGACUUCGCCUUCAACCCCGCCACCCACCCGACAUAUAACGACCAGUCGCCCGGCGGCACCAGCCGCCUGAGCACCAUGCUCGAUUCCCAGCAAGGCUACUUCUCCGACUUUGCCGGCGCCCAGAUGCAGGAUCCGUCUAGGGACAGCUAUGGGGGGCCCAAUCGCUACUCGUCGGGCGAUGCUUUCUCUCCAACCGCCGUCAUUCCCCCGCCCAUGCUGGGCGAGCACGAGCUUCCUCCCCCGAGCGUGGUCGAGUGCCAAUUGCCGCUGGAACCGCGCGAGGUGCCCUUUGCCGUGUACGAUCCGCAUAACGGAAACGUGCCAAUGUCCAAGUUCGAUAACAUCGGAGCCGUGCUCCGCCAUCGCGGGCGCACCAAUGCAAGGCAGGCUGCUUUCUGGGUCCUUGAUUCCAAGGGCAAAGAGACGGCGUCCAUCACCUGGGAAAAGCUGUGCAGCAAGGCAGAGAAGGUCGCACAGGUCAUUCGUGACAAGAGCAAUCUAUACCGAGGAGAUCGCGUUGCCUUGGUCUAUCGAGACAGCGAGAUCAUCGACUUCGCCACUGCGCUGCUGGGCUGCUUUAUUGCCGGCGUCGUAGCCGUCCCCAUGAACAGUGUCGACGACUACAACAGACUCAGUCUGCUUCUCACCACUACUCAGGCCCAUCUGGCGCUGACCACAGACAACAACCUGAAGGCUUUCCAGAGAGACAUCAGCAACUCGCGCCAGAAGUGGCCCACAGGCGUCGAGUGGUGGAAAACGAAUGAAUUUGGCAGUUAUCAUCCGAAGAAGAAAGACGAAGUCCCUCCGUUGCAGGUCCCAGAUCUGGCCUACAUCGAGUUUUCUCGUGCUCCUACCGGAGAUCUGCGCGGCGUUGUGCUCAGCCACCGCACCAUCAUGCACCAGAUGGCUUGCAUCAGCGCCAUAGUCGCUUCCAUCAACAACAGCGAGCAGAAGGAGAAGGCGGACACGUUCAAUCCCAAUCUCCGCGACAGGAACGGCAACUUCAUUGUUCCGAACCAACAAACCAGGAGCACCGGCGGAGAAGUCUUCUUGAGCUACCUGGAUCCCCGUUCCGGGCCCGGCAUGAUUCUGGGCGUCCUCCAUGCCGUGUACGGCGGGCACACGACCGUUUGGAUGGAGCCAAAGACUGUAGAGACUCCGGGCCUGUAUGCGCACCUCAUUUCCAAGUACAGGACGACCAUCAUGGUCGCAGACUACCCCGGUCUGAAGCGGGCGGCAUAUAAUUACCAACAGGACCCCAUGGCGACCAGGAAUUUCAAGAAGAACACCGAACCCAACUUCUCUUCUGUCAAGAUAUGUCUUAUUGACACCUUGACCAUUGAUUGCGAGUUCCACGAAGUCCUGGCCGACCGGUGGCUCCGUCCGAUGCGGAAUCCAAGAGCGCGCGAGCUCGUUGCGCCUAUGCUCUGCCUGCCCGAACACGGUGGCAUGAUCAUUUCAAUCAGGGACUGGCUUGGUGGCGAAGAAAGAAUGGGCUGCCCAUUGAGCAUGGACCCUGAACCCGAAGACGCCGAGGAUGGCAAAGACAAGGCCACCGAGGCGGCGGCUUCCAAUGGCUAUAGCAGCUUGAUUGGCGGUGGCGGUGCAACGGCAAAGAAGUCGCACAAGCAAAAGAGUCGCACGGAGCUGAGCGAGGCCCUUCUUGACAAGGAAGCCCUCAAGACCAACGAGGUCAUCGUUCUCGCCAUGGGCGAAGAGGUGAAGAGAAGAUCCAAUGAGCCCGGCACCAUCCGAGUCGGCGCUUUUGGAUACCCGAUUCCCGACGCAACCAUGGCACUCGUCGAUCCCGAGACGAAUCUUCUGUGCUCCCCUUACCAGAUUGGCGAAAUCUGGGUGGAUUCGCCCUCUCUGUCAGGUGGGUUCUGGGCACUGCCCAAGCACACCGAAAGCAUUUUCCAUGCGCGCCCCUACCGGUUCAUGGAGGGGAACCCCACCCCUGUGCUCGUUGAGCCUGAAUUCUUGCGCACCGGUCUGCUGGGCUGUAUCAUAGAAGGCAAGAUCUUCGUUCUGGGCCUGUACGAGGACAGGAUACGGCAGCGUGUCGAAUGGGUCGAACAUGGCGUGUCAGAAGCGGAGCAUCGCUAUUUCUUCGUGCAACACCUCGUCGUGAGCAUCAUGAAGACGGUGCCGAAGAUAUACGACUGCUCCGCUUUCGACUCUCAUGUCAACAGCGAAUAUCUCCCCAUUGUUCUGGUCGAGACUCAGUCUGCAUCAACAGCCCCAACCACGACAGGCGGCCCGCCACGCCAACUGGAUAUUGCCUUUUUGGAUUCGCUCUCCGAGCGCGUCAUGGACGUCCUUUAUCAAGAGCAUCACCUCCGUGUCUAUUGUGUCAUGACGACUGCUCCCAACACAUUGCCUAGGGUGGUCAAGAACGGACGGAGAGAAAUUGGCAACAUGCUUUGCCGAAAAGCUUUCGAUAGCGGAGAGCUUCCCUGUGUCCACGUCAAGUUUGGUGUUGAGCGAUCUGUCCAGAAUCUCCCUGUUGGAGACGAUCCUGCUGGCGGGAUCUGGUCUGCGCUCUCGACCGCCGCUCGUCAGGACAUGCUCAUGAUGCAAGACAAGCAAUACUCGGGAGUCGACUACCGUGAAGUCGUCAUUGACGACCGUACAUCGACACCGCUCAACCAGUUCAGCAACAUUCACGAUCUUAUGCAAUGGCGCGUAUCAAGACAAGCAGAGGAGUUGGCUUAUUGCACAAUCGACGGUAGAGGAAAAGAGGGCAAGGGCAUCAACUGGCGCAAAUUUGAUUUGAAGGUUGCGGCUGUCGCCAUCUACCUGAAGAACAAGGUCAAGGUCAUCCCUGGCGAUCACCUGGUCCUGAUGUACACGCAUUCCGAGGACUUUGUGUAUGCGAUCCACGCCUGCUUCGUACUCGGCCUGGUGGCAAUUCCGAUGCCGAUUUUGGAUCAAAACCGCCUCGGCGAGGAUGCGCCCGCUCUUCUGCACAUGGUCGCUGAUUAUGGGAUCAAGGCCAUCAUUGUCAACAACGAAGUCGACCAUGUGCUGAAGAUGAAGGCCGUGUCGCAGCACCUCAAACAGACGGCCACCGCCUUGAAGGUCAGCAUGCCCCAUACCUACAACACCUCGAAGCCAUCGAAACAGUCGCAAGGCUGCCGGGAGCUCAACUUGACCAUCCGGCCUGCAUGGGUCCAGACCGGCUAUCCGGUUCUGAUAUGGACGUACUGGACACCUGACCAAAGACGAGUUGCUGUGCAACUAGGCCACGAUACUCUUAUGGCGCUUUGCAAAGUUCAAAAGGAGACUUGCCAGAUGACGAGCACACGACCAGUUCUUGGUUGCGUAAGAAGUACGAUUGGCCUGGGUUUCAUUCACACUUGCCUCAUGGGCAUAUUCUUGGCGGCUCCGACGUAUCUGGUCUCGCCCGUGGACUUUGCGCAAAACCCCAACAUUCUCUUCCAGACUUUGUCGCGGUACAAGAUCAAAGACACAUACGCCACCAGCCAAAUGUUGGAUUUCGCCAUGGGCCACCAUGCUGGGAAGAGCGCUGCUCUGCACGAGCUCAAGAACCUUAUGAUAUCGACCGAUGGUAGACCACGCGUCGAUGUUUACCAGAAAGUGCGCUUGCACUUUGCAGCUGCCGGGCUGGAGAGGACGGCGAUCAACACCAUUUAUUCGCACGUGUUGAACCCCAUGGUUGCCUCUCGUUCAUACAUGUGCAUCGAGCCCAUCGAGCUGUGGCUCGACAUGAACGCUCUCCGCCGGGGCCUCGUUGUCCCCGUUGAUCCUGACACGGAGCCUUUCAGCCUGCUGCUCCAAGAUUCAGGCAUGGUGCCCGUCAGCACGCAGAUCUCCAUUGUCAACCCGGAAACAAACCGUCUUUGCCUGAACGGAGAGUAUGGUGAAAUAUGGGUGCAGUCAGAAGCGAAUGCUCACAGCUUCUACGGCUCGAAGGACAUCUUCGAUCUGGAGAGGUUCAACGGUCGAACCGUUGAUGGCGACCCGAACGUCAGGUACAUGCGUACUGGAGACCUCGGUUUCUUGCAUAACGUGGCAAGGCCCAUUGGCCCAGGAGGCACCAUGGUGGACAUGCAGUGUCUGUUUGUGUUGGGCAGCAUCGGCGAGACCUUCGAGGUCAACGGUUUGAGCCAUUUCCCCAUGGAUAUCGAAUACUCGGUGGAGCGAUGCCAUCGCAACAUCGUUUCGGGAGGCUGUGCCGUGUUCCAAGCAGGCGGCAUGAUCGUCAUCCUCGUGGAGAUCUUCCGCAAGAACUUCCUAGCCUCAAUGGUGCCCGUCAUCGUCAACGCCGUGCUCAACGAGCACCACAUCGUCACGGACAUAGUCGCGUUCGUGUCCAAAGGAGACUUCCCGCGCUCCAGACUGGGCGAAAAGCAGCGGGGCAAAAUCCUCGCGACCUGGGUGACGCGCAAGAUGCGCACCAUCGCGCAAUUCAGCAUCCGCGACCCCGACGGCGCCGACAGCCAGCUGACCGAGGUCGCCGAGGAGAACACGGCGGCGGCGCGCCACAUGAGCCUGAUGCACCAGCAGUCGCAAAACAGCGGCAACGGCAGCAGCAUCAAGCGGCCCAGCAGCCUCCGCAAGGUCACGUCCGCCUCGGCCCUGCCCGACCCGGGCAUGGCGUCGCCCAUGCAGAUCUACCAGCAGCAGCAGCAGCAGGCCGGCUUCGACCUCCAGCCGGGCAUCCAGGAGGUGCCGACGCCGGGCGAGGGCGACGACGUGGCGCGCACGCCCACCAUGGAGCAUCAUCACCACCGACAAGCGUAUCCGCACCUGCAACCCCCCGCGGCCGUCGGCCCGGGAAGCGGCUUGAUGGAGUACUCGCCCGUCGACAUGGCGAGCGUGUGGGAGAGCGGCAGUUACACGCACAGCGGCCAGAAUUCGAUCCAGCAGAGCAGGCGGCCGAGCAUGAUGGGCGAGCAGAUGCUGUAUCAGGGUCAACAACAGCAACAACAGCAGCAACAACAACAGUGGCAAAGACAACCGCAGUACGACCCCUCGUGGCACCAGGAGCAACAGCAACAGCAACAGUAUCAACAGCAGCAAGGCUAUGGCGGCGGCGGCGGCGAGCAAGGAAGCAACAACGAGCAGGACGACGCACCGCAGCCGAGCUACGCGAGCAAGCCUUUCCUGAGCCUGCCGGCCGACAUCGAUGGCGGCGGCGGCGACAGCGGCCGCAUCGGCGGCGGGCUGAGGGUCGCCAAUCGGAGCAGCGUUGAGAGCGACGAGUGGCCGCAGGAGGCCUUGAUGCAUAUGAACUUGAACAACCACUGA
Diplodia corticola is the source of this 5829-nucleotide messenger RNA. Its product is annotated as acyl-ligase. Bases 1 to 5829 code for a protein of 1942 amino acids. Gene Ontology annotation, cellular component: cytosol. The record is from RefSeq and is a predicted model, not a curated record. The transcript is spliced from 7 exons. Lineage: Eukaryota; Fungi; Ascomycota; Dothideomycetes; Botryosphaeriales; Botryosphaeriaceae.